AUGUGGCUAAGACGGCAUGUAAUAGUGAUUUUUUCAGUUCCAUACGAAGCUAAUGCUGAUGAUUAUUUAAAGUUCCCUGUGAAAGAGAUCGUCAGGGGAAUGUCGCAGAUCCGCGGCAACACGGUGCGCGGGCGCGAGGUGGCCGACGCGCUGGCGGCGGCGGCGGCGGCGCGCGCGCAGGAGCAGGACGCGGCCCGCGCCGCGCUGGCGCCUGCGCUGGCCGCGCUGAGGGACCAGGUCGCCAGGGCGCGACACGCCGCCGACUCGAUAUCAGUAUCGCUGACAUCUGUGGCCGGAGCAGCAGUGGGAUGCGCACGCGGCUACCCACUGCAGGCGACGUCGCCCGCCGUCACCAAAGUGGCCAUUGCGGUCUCUUUCGACAACUAUGUCAAGGACGGCACUCUGCUUUACUUACUUGAUGACACGCGGGAAACUCAAAAAUACAUGAAGCUUCUAGUACGCGAUCAAAAACUACACCUCAUUUGGAAUCUGGGUGGCGGGGAAGGUGUUAUUGUUCAUCCAGAGAUGCUGCAUCCAGUACACGACGAAGGAGACCUCACGUCAUAUCGAAUAGAAGUUGAAAGAGUUUGGAACACGGUUCACCUGUCCCUGGAACGCGCGGGCGGCAGCACGAUCACGGCCGAGAACAGCACGACUGCGGCGGCCGUGGACCUGCUCGCAACGCAGUUGUGGCUGGGCGCACCCGGCGCCGAGUUGCGAGUUGGCGAUCCGGAGGCAUCUAACGACAGUUUAGGGCUGCCGGGCUGCGUACACGCACUUUAUAGCGAGGACCGACUCAUAGGACUGUGGAACUUUGUACAGCAACCGAAAGAAGCCCAAUGCACUGGGUGCAUGCAGAGAUGGUAUAAUGGCGGUCGCGGCAGCGGCGAAGCAGGCAUGGUUUGGUUUAACGGUGCAGGUUACGCCGAGCUGCAUAGGUCUAGUUUGAGACCUUCUGACAGAAGACACUUCACGCUCGCAUUCACCUUUCGCACUAGAGACGAGAACGCGCUGCUGUUUAUGGCUAUCGAUGCUGCCAAUAACCGGUCGGUGUCGGUGGUGCUCCGCGACUGCCGCGUCGUGUUCGCGGUGGAGUACGCGCAGGCGCGGCUGGAGAUCAGCGCGACGGGGCGCCACUGCAGCGGCAGGCCCGCGCACGUGCAGGCCAUUCGCGUCUUCGCGGGGAACAAGCUCGAGAGAGGCAGCCUGCGCGUGAACGGCGAGGAGACCCUGGGGUCUCCCGCGCCGCCGGUGCAGGCGUUGGCGGCGGUGCCCGACCUGGCGUCGGCCGCGUACUGGGUGGGCGGGGCGCCGCCCGGAGGCCGCGCGGCCGCGCCGCCGCUGCUGGGCUGCGUGGGCGCGCUGGCCGUGGACCGCGAGGGAUACGACCUGCUGGGCACGCCCAAGCGCCACGGGGUCGAGGCCCGCUGCGGCUCCCGGGUGAGACCUACGUUGCACGGCCCCGUCUGCCGUCUGCCGCAGACUCUCCGCUCGGCGACCCUGGAAGGGCAAGGCUACAUCGAGCUGCCGUCGCCCCUGCUGCGUCGCAAGGCGGCGCUGGGCCUUUCGUUUGCGGCGCGCGCCCCUUCCGGCCUGCUGCUGCUGCGCGUGCCCGCCGCCAAUUCGCAGCGACGGGACAACGAGGUUGAUGACGACGACGACUCUGAUGAUCGACACUAUUUAGCUAUUGUUAUGAUUGACGGCGAGUUGGAAGUGAUAGCGGCGGCCGGUAAGGGUGAGCUGCGUCUGCGCACCAACGGAACGAGGUUCGACGACGGCAGAUUGCACACGCUGCGGCUCGUUAGAGCUCACAAGCAGCUGGAGCUGCACGUGGACGGGCAGCGGCGCGCGCAGGGCUCUUUGGCGGGCAACGCGCUGCCCGCGCGCGCCGGCGGGCUGUUCGUGGGCGGCGCCGACUGGCCGCACCCCGCGCCCGCCGUGCCGCUGCAGGGCUUCGCGGGGACCGUGGCCGACCUCGUCGUGGACUCCUCGUUGGUGGGUCUGGAGAACGCAUUGAAUUGGGUGGGCGCUCGUCUAGGCCGUGCAGAUUUGGAGCCGCGUCCGGAGCCGCGAAGCGAAGCGAGGGCGCUGCACGAACAGCCGGGCGACGACGCCGGCUGCACCGCGACGUCUUCGUACACGGUAGAAGCGGGCGCGGUGAAGUUUGGCGAUGCGGCGUGGAGUCACGCGAUGCUGCGACUGCCUUCCAAGACCAAGGAGCUGGCUGUGGCGCUCCAAUUCCGCACAUUCGCGCUGGACGGGUUACUGUUGUUAGUGCCG
Molecule: messenger RNA, 2280 nt
Organism: Hyposmocoma kahamanoa
Lineage: Eukaryota; Metazoa; Arthropoda; Insecta; Lepidoptera; Cosmopterigidae
Exons: 14
Source: RefSeq, a predicted model, not a curated record